Nothoprocta perdicaria is the source of this 1176-nucleotide messenger RNA. It is a transcript of the gene SNAI1, whose product is annotated as snail family transcriptional repressor 1. The annotation marks the transcript as partial. Gene Ontology annotation, biological process: regulation of DNA-templated transcription. The transcript has 3 exons. Lineage: Eukaryota; Metazoa; Chordata; Aves; Tinamiformes; Tinamidae. The record is from RefSeq and is a predicted model, not a curated record. Gene Ontology annotation, molecular function: DNA-binding transcription factor activity, RNA polymerase II-specific; RNA polymerase II cis-regulatory region sequence-specific DNA binding.
CGCUCCUUCCUGGUGAAGAAGCACUUCUCGGCCAGCAAGAAGCCCAACUACAGCGAGCUCGAGAGCCAGAGCGUGCUGGUGUCGCCGCUGCUCUACGAGCCGUGCCCGCUGUCCGUGAUGCCGCCGGGAGAGGUGCUGGGCGGCACCACCUACUACCCGCCGCUCGUGUGGGACGCGGGGCUGCUCUCGAGCCUCUUCCCGGCGGGCGGCGAGGCGGCGGGCGGCCCCGCUCCCGGCCUCGACCUGGCCGCGCUCUCCAGCGAGGAGGACGAGGGCAAGAGCUCGGGGCCGCCCAGUCCGGCCUCGGCGCCCGCCGCCGCCGAGCGCUUCCGCUGCGCCCAGUGUGCCAAGGCCUACUCCACGUUCGCCGGGCUCUCCAAGCACAAGCAACUGCACUGCGACGCCCAGGCCAGGAAGUGCUUCAGCUGCAAGUACUGCGAGAAGGAGUACGUGAGCCUGGGGGCUCUCAAGAUGCACAUCCGGAGCCACACGCUGCCCUGCGUCUGCAAGAUGUGCGGCAAGGCCUUCUCGCGGCCCUGGCUGCUGCAGGGCCACAUCCGCACGCACACCGGUGAAAAGCCCUUUUCCUGCACACACUGCAACCGGGCCUUCGCCGACCGCUCUAAUCUCCGYGCCCACCUGCAGACCCAUUCAGAUGUAAAGAAGUAUCAGUGCAAAACCUGCUCCCGGACUUUCUCCCGUAUGUCCCUGCUUCACAAACACGAGGAAACGGGCUGCUCCGGAGCGCGCUGAGGACUCGGCCCCGCCGCCUGCCCACACGUAUGUUGUAACUAGUUGCUGUAGAAGGUAGUUUCCGUGGUGUUGCCGUGCGUGUCCGACCUGCAGACACAGCUACUGGGGGCCUURAGAGACUUCUCCACACUCCUCGUUUCGUGCCUCCUGUGCAAUUGUCAAGGCCCGGUCCCUCUCCCGGCCGAGGCGGCAGCACUGGCCGCUGCAGGUGCCGGUCCUGGCGCUCCCGCCUGGCUCGGCUGGGAGCCGAAUCCCGCGGGAUUUGCUGCCGACCUGCAUCAGGUGCUACUGGUUGCUGAAGGCGCUCAGCACCUUGCAGGGUGGCACCUGCACCCUGACCGCGCCGCUGGUAUAGAACAUUGCAAUUCUGUAGCUUUGGGGUUUGCUUUUUUGUUCUGGUUUUACCAUAACCACUUGGUAACU